GUGACGUCCUACGUGACGCGUCGCCAUCAUCAAAACAUGGCGGAUGAAGACAACACAAACAUGGAAGUCGAUGAGGAAAAGAAGAAACCUUUCGCUGCUAACGCGGUUAACCCGCUCGUUGACGAGGUCACCAAGCGAAUAGGCAACCACAACAAUGUGGAGAGCGAGAAAGACGCCACGACGGAGUACUGCGUGAAGCUGCAGGGCUGGAUGUGGCAGUACUACUCCGGAUAUGUCAGCUGGCAGAGCUGGAUGGCAGCGUCAGCCAUGUCCUGCCCGUAUUACCUACAGUCAGACGACGGGACGACGUCCACACCGCUUGAUAUCAACUCACAGAACUGGUAUAACGGCCCGUUUGGUCUCCCGCUGUCGCCGUACCCACCUGCCGUCACCUCCAGGGCGGCAGGUGAGGCGGCUGGAGGAGCAGCAGCAGCCGCUCAGCAGCAGCAGCAGCAGCAGGAUGGAAACGCUCAGAGACCAGGUCGGGAGUAUAGCAUUCCUUCACCUCUCCAAAGACUUUUGGCUGAGAUGGUGGAUUUCUUCAUACUGUUUUUCAUCAAAGCAACCAUAAUCAUCAGUAUUAUGCAUCUGAGUGGAAUCAAGGAUGUUUCCAAGUUCGCCAUGCAUUUUAUAGUGGAGGAAAUAGAUGAGGACACAUCGAUGGAGGAGCUACAGAAAAUGAUGCUUGUUGCACUUGUGUACCGGAUAUUAGUAUGUUUUUAUGAGAUUGUGUGCAUUUGGGGAGCAGGAGGAGCCACUCCAGGGAAGUUUCUCGUUGGACUCAGAGUUGUUACAUGUGACUCAUCAGUUCUGGUUCAGCCCAACAGGGUGCUUGUAGUGCCAGCAACUAAUGUCUCUCUGUCUGCAUCAACUGUCCGAGCCUUGAACAAGAACUUUUCAAUCGCCUUCUUUUUCCCGGCUUUCAUCACGCUACUGUUCUUCCAGCACAACAGGACUGUGUAUGAUAUGGUAGCUGGUACAAUUGUUGUCAAGCGCUCCAGGAUCAGAUGACGCAGAAGAACCCCGAAGAGAGUCCUACACUAAUAUUGAGCAGGCACUGUGUGUGUGUUUUUUUAAAAAUGCUUGCAGAACUCGGACAUCCGCAUUUCAAAGGUAUCGUCAGAACACGCAGGAGCAUUAAGAUGGUUGCAGAGAGUUUGAUGCACAUCAGUAUGAACAAUUUCAGUUCCCUACUGAUUGGGUUUGUCUCGGACACAUACUGUAUUUCUGCAUGUAUUUCUACAUGCUGCUUUCAGAUACUGUUCCUGUGCCAAAUCCUUUUGAAGACAGGAAUAAUGACGGUAUAUGCCACCUUUUCAUUAACACAACAUUUGCCUCUUUUUAAAUACUAAUCUUCCAGAUUAAGGGUGAAUGUCUCGUGUCACUCAGUAUUGAAGUUGCUAGUCAUGCAUUCAUGAGAUUAUACCUUCAGUAUCUCUUUGUAUUACAAUUUUGUCUUAAGAGUUGUUUUACUCAGACUUUUCAAUUCUGAGGUUGUCGACCUUCACCACUGCAGGAGUGAUGCCUCGUGACCGGUGGUUCUAAGGCACAUUUAAAUGUAUCGAAAAGGAAAUGUAAACCUGAUCACAAUUGAUCUUCCUUUUACUCUUACAGCAUGUGUGUAACUGAAAAGUUAACGUUAUGUAUGACACAUUUUAUGUGAUUAACUGUUUUUUGCAUUCAAGGAGAUUAAAUGAAACCACCACUAUUUCCCUGCA
Sebastes umbrosus (honeycomb rockfish) is the source of this 1718-nucleotide messenger RNA. RefSeq names its product protein FAM8A1-like. Lineage: Eukaryota; Metazoa; Chordata; Actinopteri; Perciformes; Sebastidae. The coding region runs from base 37 to 1011 and encodes 324 amino acids. The transcript has 5 exons. The record is from RefSeq and is a predicted model, not a curated record.